CGCAUUUUAAGAACUGAAAGUAAAAACUGCAAAAUCUAUUUUUACUCUGAAACUUCAAACGAGACGAGACAGAAAUGGACUCAGAUGGUGACUCCCAUCAUCUCUCAGAGUUGAGGAUUGUGUUAAUGGGGUAUAGAUAUUCUGGGAAGAGUUCAUCAGGAAACAUCAUCCUGAACAGUGAAGAGUUUGACUUGAAGACAACUGCUCAGUGUGUGAAGAGACAGAGAGAAGUAGCAGACAGACACAUCACUGUCAUAGAAGCUCCAGGAUGGUGGAUGAGUACACCUAUAGAUCAGAGCUCAGAGUUACUGAAACAAGAGAUUUUACUCAGUGUGUCUCUGUGUCCUCCAGGACCUCAUGUUGUUCUACUGGUUAUACGUGUGGACACUAGAUUUAAAGAGGACGAGAGAAAAGUAUUUCAGGGGUAUGUGGAUCUUCUCGGUGAGAGAGUCUGGAGUCACACUAUAGUGCUCUUCACUCAUGGAGACUUUCUAGGAGACACAUCUAUAGAGCAACACAUUGAGAGUGAAGGAGAGGAUCUCCAGUGGCUGGUGGAGAAAUGUGGGAACAGAUAUCAUGUUCUCAACAAUAACAACAGCAGUGAUGACACUCAGAUCAAACAUCUGCUGGAGAAGAUAGAAGAGACUGUGAUGGAAAACAACGGCUGCCAUUUUGGAAUGGACAGAAAGAUUUUACAGAUGAUGGAAGAAAGAAUGAUAGCAAAAGAGAGAGCGAAAGAACGAAUGAAGAGAAUGAAAACACAGAGAGAGAUGAUCAGAUCACAGAUAAGUGACACUCAGAAGCUCUCAGAGUUGAGGAUUGUGUUAAUGGGGUAUAGAUAUUCUGGGAAGAGUUCAUCAGGAAACAUCAUCCUGAACAGAGAAGAGUUUGACUUGAAGAGAACUGCUCAGUGUGUGAAGAGACAGAGAGAAGUAGCAGACAGACACAUCACUGUCAUAGAAGCUCCAGGAUGGUGGAUGAGUACACCUAUAGAUCAGAGCUCAGAGUUACUGAAACAAGAGAUUUUACUCAGUGUGUCUCUGUGUCCUCCAGGACCUCAUGUUGUUCUACUGGUUAUACGUGUGGACACUAGAUUUAAAGAGGACGAGAGAAAAGUAUUUCAGGGGUAUGUGGAUCUUCUCGGUGAGAGAGUCUGGAGUCACACUAUAGUGCUCUUCACUCAUGGAGACUUUCUAGGAGACACAUCUAUAGAGCAACACAUUGAGAGUGAAGGAGAGGAUCUCCAGUGGCUGGUGGAGAAAUGUGGGAACAGAUAUCAUGUUCUCAACAAUAACAACAGCAGUGAUGACACUCAGAUCAAACAUCUGCUGGAGAAGAUAGAAGAGACUGUGANGCUCUUCACUCAUGGAGACUUUCUAGGAGACACAUCUAUAGAGCAACACAUUGAGAGUGAAGGAGAGGAUCUCCAGUGGCUGGUGGAGAAAUGUGGGAACAGAUAUCAUGUUCUCAACAAUAACAACAGCAGUGAUGACACUCAGAUCAAACAUCUGCUGGAGAAGAUAGAGGAGACAGUGAUGGAAAACAACGGCUGCCAUUUUGAAAUGGAUGGAAAUAUUUUACAAGAGGAGAGAAGAGGAGUUGAGGAAGAGAGAGGAAGAUCACAAGGAAUGUGUAGAAAUGAGACGUCUGAUACAGUCUCUCUGGGAAGUUCUGGCUAUGAUUCAUUCAGAUCUCGACCAGGUGCGGACUACAGUUCAGAUUUUGCAUCAUCGCGCUCUAAAGACAGACCUAUCAUCUUUGGAGGUGGAUCAAGUUAUCAAACGGUGUUACGACAAGCAUUUAUGUGUAGAAAUGAGACGUCUGAUACAGUCUCUCUGGGAAGUUCUGGCUAUGAUUCAUUCAGAUCUCGACCAGGUGCGGACUACAGUUCAGAUUUUGCAUCAUCGCGCUCUAAAGACAGACCUAUCAUCUUUGGAGGUGGAUCAAGUUAUCAAACGCUGUUACGACAAGCAUUUAGGAGUGGAGAUAAGAAGUUUGAUAAAGUCUCUCAAGGAAGUUCUGGUUAUGGUUCAUUCAGAUCUCGAUCAGGUGCAGACAACGCUUCAAUUUUUGCAUCAUCACAAUCUAAAGACAGAUCUGUCAGCUUUGGAGAUGAAUCUGUACACUUCACUCAGAUUUUAGGAAUGAAAAAAACAAAGAGCCUACCCGUGAUCUCAAAAUUAAGAAGCAAACAUAAGAAUAAGCAAAUAAUUAAGAAACAAACAUUAUAAUAAGAAGAGAUAAAAGAAAAUGUGAUGCGAUUAGAAAAUAACAUGUACAAUUGAUGUAAUUAUUGGUGUCCUUAAGACAACCAAAUUUCUGUAAUCAUGAUUUUUCUGUCCAUUUAAGAAAAUCAAACUAAGUUACCUUCAUGGUUCUGUAGUAAUAGUUUAACUGAUACAGGUAACAUAUAUCACCAAACCAGUUACCCAGAGUAGGAAGAAUCAGAAUAAGUACUGUAAGGAACAGUUUGCACAGCAUGUGUCCUAAAAUAGCUGGAUAUAGUGCAGUGCAGUCGAAUUAAGGCUCAAGACUUGUUGAAGCAUUUAUCAUUUUUAUGAUUUUUAUGGAGAACUACGUAAUAUGACUGUUUCACUUUUCACCAAAGCUUUUAAAUUACUCUUUUAAACUUAAAAGGAGCAUUUACUAAAAAUUCCACCACUACAAAGCAUAAGUGUAUAACUUACUGCGGAAGCAUUUAAAGCUUUUUAAAAGUGUGUUUUAUUUGAGAUGAAAGGCAAAGUUGGCAUGAGAAGUGAUAUGCUUUUAAACCAGUAUAAGGUCAGCAUUUAGUAAAUAUAUUUGGCUUAGUUUAAAUUCAGCCAAUUUAAGCAUCAACUAAUGUUAAAUGUAUUUUAAUUUGAUUGAUUUUGCUGUUUAACAAUAUGACAGUAUGUUGGGUAUGUCUAUGUCUCGCACUAAACAUUAUGGGGCGGUUUCCCGGACAGGGUUUAAGCCUAGUCCCAGUCUAAUUUAAAUGUUAGAGGUGUCUUGAUCGAAAACAUCUUACCUUGACAUAUCUUAAAAUCUAUAAGUGUGAUUGUGUUGUCUCAAGAUGCACACCAGUAAUGUUUUUUUGUAAAGUAAAGUUUUUUUAAAUUGACUUAAAUAUCGUAAUUUAAUUAAGGCAUAGUCCUGGUUUAUGAUAACCCUUGUCCGGGAAACCGCCCCAUGAUGUUUAUUUAAAAAAAAGGGAUAACUCUGUUUUUUUAUUAAUUUUCAUAAAACAUGUUUUUUAUUGAGCAUUGAAUGUUAAUGGUUAAUACAUGCAGGGUGUCGCUUGAAAUAUUAUCUUUGUUACAAACACGGAAACCUAAAUAAAUUGAAUAAAUGUAUCUGUUAUUAUAAACAUUUUCUAAUGGUAUACACUA
This is a messenger RNA of Triplophysa rosa, 3371 nucleotides long. RefSeq names its product GTPase IMAP family member 8-like. NCBI's taxonomy places the organism in Eukaryota, Metazoa, Chordata, Actinopteri, Cypriniformes, Nemacheilidae. The coding region runs from base 75 to 2231 and encodes 718 amino acids. The record is from RefSeq and is a predicted model, not a curated record. The transcript has 6 exons. Gene Ontology annotation, molecular function: GTP binding.